Molecule: messenger RNA, 3565 nt
Organism: Perca fluviatilis (European perch)
Lineage: Eukaryota; Metazoa; Chordata; Actinopteri; Perciformes; Percidae
Gene: pou2f3
Product: POU class 2 homeobox 3
Exons: 13
Coding region: 106-1299 (397 amino acids)
Biological process (GO): regulation of transcription by RNA polymerase II
Cellular component (GO): nucleus
Molecular function (GO): DNA-binding transcription factor activity, RNA polymerase II-specific; RNA polymerase II cis-regulatory region sequence-specific DNA binding
Source: RefSeq, a predicted model, not a curated record
ACAUUUUAUCCCAAUACUUCAUUCCCAAUGCUUCAUUUUGAAUAAUCAGGGAGGACAGACGGCAGCUGGAGCGGCACAAACUGUUUAUCUGUCUGAGAUAUUAAGAUGAGCGCAGACACGGUGGAGCAGUCGGAGGCUCCAACUGAACAGGCAGAGCAAAAUGGAAUCGACUUCAAUCGACAAAUAAAGACAGAGGAGAUUAAUGACUCGCCUCAUUCAGCGGCUACACUGAAGACAUGUCAUCUAACACAGAGCUCUCCACUGCCUGGAGGUCAGCUGUCUGGGGAGCUCACCUCUCUCCACACCAUGCAGCAGCUGGUUCUGAUGCCACCGUCUCACCUGUCGUCUCCCUCCCCCUUCCUGCUCUCGCAGAGCCCCACCAGCCACCAAGCUCUUUUGCAGCAGAAUCUGCUGUCCCUUCCCUGCCAGAGUCAAACUAGUCUCCUUCAGCAUCAACCUGGAAUGGCUCUGACUCCACAGGCUAUGAGUCGCUCUGGUCUGGCAGGACCGUCUAUGGAGAACCACAUGGACAUGUCCCACCUGCAGAUGCCCAAACACAUGUCUGUACCACCACAGGAGGAACCCAGUGACCUGGAGGAACUGGAGCAGUUUGCUAAAGCGUUCAAACAAAGACGCAUCAAACUGGGCUUCACUCAGGGAGAUGUGGGCCUUGCGAUGGGAAAACUGUACGGGAAUGAUUUCAGCCAGACCACAAUCUCUCGCUUCGAGGCUCUCAACCUCAGCUUCAAAAACAUGUGCAAGCUCAAACCUCUGCUGGAGAAAUGGCUGAGUGAUGCAGAGAACUCACCCUCUGACUCGGUGAGCAACCCCACCUCUCUGCCGCCCCUGAUCGAGGGCUACGGACGCAAACGGAAAAAGAGGACAAGCAUUGAAACCAACAUCAAGCUGACUCUGGAGAAAAGAUUCCUUGACAACCCCAAGCCCAACUCCGAGGAGAUAACCCUGAUCUCAGAGCAGCUAGCCAUGGAGAAGGAGGUGGUUCGAGUUUGGUUCUGUAAUCGGCGUCAGAAGGAGAAGAGGAUCUACUGCCCGGUGACUAGUUUAUCGGUCAAAUCACACAGCUACAACUCCCGAAUGGCCUCAGCGUCCAGAUCCUACAGCCCUCUGGCUUCAGGUGGAGUUUCAUCAAAUUCCUCUCCAAACAGUGCAAGUCGCGAAGCUUCUCCCAACAGUCUUUCCGCAGCUUCCGUCUCUUUAACGUCUCAGGUCAACCCAGCUUCCUACAGCACACCCGGGUCCUGGUACCGCACAUGGAACCCUGCUGCGUAUCAUCACUGAGAAACAUAAACUCUAUAAUAUGAAGCUUUUUAUUUUGAGGAGGAUGUCCACUGAAGAUGUGUGAUGGAGUGGCACGAUAAUACCUGUUAUUAACAGGGUUACAACUACAGGCUAAAACCUUAGACGGAAUCAUGAGACAAAGCAGCAGAGGACUGCAAACACUCACCAAACUGCUGUUAGGACGGCCUCGAGCUGUUUGAUUUGCAUUCAUGUGACUCUUUACCUAGAUCAGCUGCAGAGAGGAAGAAUACACGGAAAAACACACACUCACCUGACAAGUUAUCAUAAAAACCCUAGCAGGAAUUCUCAUAUUCAAGCCUGUAUGGCUCAAAUAAUCUGUUUAAAUGUCAAAUUGUUGUUUUCUGCCAUCUUUACAUUAUGCUGGACUCCAAUUAUCUCAGUUUUGCUGUUAUUUUAUGUUUUUAUGUUAUUAUAGUUAGUGUUGUUUUGGUGAAUUUGAUUCAAUCCUCCAUUGUGUACUGCUCGUCUGUCUAAUUAAAUAUGCAGUUUAAACAAAGGGAUUUCAUAGAACUGCAUAUUCAUGACUGGUGCAAAAAGGCCUUACAUUAGUGAGCAGAACGGCUUUUGAUUUGGUUAUUUUAGUUCUUUAAAGCAGUUUAACUAAGCUGGUGAGAGAAAAUGUAGACCUCUGCUGGUCCAAACCAGCUGCUGGGGCUUCUGUUUACUUUGUUUUUUUUUCCUGCUGUGGCUUGUUGUUCUGCUUACUACAGACUCUCGUAAAAAAAAACUGCCUUUCAGACCUCAAGCCAUGGAUGGAUUACUGAACUGGGGACCCAGGGGUCAGGGGUCCUGACUGAUAAAAUGUCGCUAAAAAACCCACAUAAGGAUCACAAAAAGACGCUAAAUGACCACAAACACACACAACAUGACAGAAAGAUACACAUAAUGACCAGAAACAACCCAAAAUGGCUACAGAGACACAAAACAACCACAAAGAAAUGACAAAAAAAAGGAUACUCAAGAUGAUCACAGAGACCCAAAGUUACUACUAAGACAAGCAAAAUGACUAAAAACAGACGUAGAACUACCGCAAAAAGACAUAAACGACUACAAAUGACCAAAGAUGACUAUAGACACACAAAACAACCACAGAGAAAUGUAAAAUGACAAAAAGAGGAGACUCAAGAUGAUCACAGAGACCCAAAGUUACUACUAAGACAAGCAAAAUGACUAGAAAUAGAUGCAAAACGACUACAAACAGAUGUAGAACUACCGCAAAAAGACAUAAACGACUACAAACGACCAAAGAUGACUAUAGAGACACAAAACAGCCACAGAGAAACGUAAAAACCACUAAAAAUAGAUCCACAACGACUACAAGGAAACGCAAAAUGACCCAAAAUGACUAAAAUAAGAUGCAAAAUGAUCAGAAAUGUAAAAAUGACAACAAAGAGAUGCAAAACAAUCACAAAGUGACCACACAGAGACACACAACUAAAAACAGACGUGAAACGACCAAAAACGGACACAUAAAAAAGUUUAACUACUAAAAAUAGAUGCAAAAUGACUACAGAGAUUUAAAAUGACUAAAACUAGAUGCAAAACAAUCAAAAAAGGUGCAAAAUGACUACAAGGUGUCUUGUAGACUCUAUGUCUGGGCCCAGGGGCCCAUUGUCUCGUAAUCCGUCCAUGCCUCAAGUCAAGGUCUGACUCUUGUUUGUUUGAUUUGUGAAUAAUGAAUUUCUGUUUUUUGAGUGUCCAUUGAAUAUUAUUUUUUAUUUUAGAGAAAUGUUUUUCAGUGGUACAAAACUCUGAGCUAAACCACUAUAAUUAUGAUGUUAUAUAAUGUAACAGCAGGUACUUUUUAAUGUUUUACUGAUGUAACUGAAGCUACCGUGCUAAAAGUUAAAAGUGGAAACAGUGCUGUUUGAUCCUCUGAGUCUCAGGGAAUCAUUUCUCUUACCUCUUAACUCCAGGGACCCUUAUUAACUUUUAUUAAACGGAGACGGCCAUGAGUUUGACCGUCUUUCUUUUAAAUAAUAAAUAUAUACACAUACAUACACAUACAGUGGUUAAAUUGGCUUUUGUAGGGAGGGGGAGCCCUUAUUUACGGGGAAUGGUCGUCAUUCAAAAUCGCGCCGUAAAAUGACUUAAUGUGUUUUUACACCAAAGGGGCUCUUUUCCCAGUAUUAAUGUGUAAGGUAGGGUUGAUUAGUUCAAACAAAGAGAAAUACUUUACAAUUCACUUACUUUAUUAUUAUUUCUUACCUUUUAUAGGCUAAAGUUAACAGGCAGGCAACAGAUU